AUGAGACGACUGCUGUGCCAGAGGCCACCGAUUCCUGAGUUACCUGCGGAAAUCCUCGAAGACAUUGACGCAGUUAUUACGCAUCGAAACAAGAAAGCAGUUCUGACCUCAUCCACAUCAAUCACCCCGAGCAUUGUGCUUACUCCCAACAAUCAUAUGACACCAGAGCAAUCGAGCUCCAAGGGAAUCAGUAUAUCACUGUGGAAAGGCGACAUCACAUCUUUAGCUGACGUCACAGCAAUUGUCAACGCUGCGAACUCUCAGCUUCUUGGUUGUUUCCGCCCGGACCAUCGCUGUAUUGACAAUGUUAUCCACUCUGCUGCCGGCCCACGUCUUCGCGAUGCAUGCAAUUCCUUAAUGCUUAAGCAAGGGCAUCCAGAACCGGUCGGGUCUGUAAAGGUUACCCCAGGCUUCAAUCUACCAGCGCCGUGGGUAUUACACACUGUGGGCCCGCAAGUGAACUCCAGGAAGAGCCCUGGAGCAGUGCAGAAGCAACAACUAGCAGGUUGUUACAGGUCUUGCCUUGAUGCCACUGAGUCACUUCCUGCGCUUCCGGACGGCCGUAAGGUUGUAGCCUUCUGCUGUAUCUCAACAGGACUGUUUGCUUUCCCGCCGGACAUGGCUGCCAAGAUUGCUCUGGAGACCGUGGUGCAAUGGUGCUUGGAUCAUCCGGCAACAACCGUGACCGAUAUAAUCUUCGAUACCUUUAUGGAGCGAGACUACGAGUUAUAUCAAGCAAAUAUAUCCGAGCUCAAGACUAACUUUGCCUCUCCAGGCGUCCAAAUAUCUUUCCCACCGAGUCCAUCCCAUCAACCCAAGGCACUCAUUACCCCUACCAUAACCAAGGCGCGAGGCUGGCUCAAAGAAGCAGACUACUUAGUUAUCUCAGCCGGUGCUGGUCUUUCAGCAGCUAUCGGCCUCGACUAUACCUCUACAUCUCUUUUCGAAAAGCAUUUCCCCGCAUUUCUCUACCUCGGGCUAGGACGCCUAUACGACGUUUUUGGAUUCAACGACUGGGACAGUCCAAAUCAAAAAUGGGGCUACUACUUCCUCCACCUAAACAUGGUCCGAGCCUGGCCGGCAUCGAAACUCUACGGCGCCCUGCGUAAACUCGCAGCCCCAUUUGCCGAUAGAUAUUUCGUUCGCACAUCCAACGCCGAUGGCCAAUUCGCUGCCAACGGCUUCCCAGCAGAGAAGGUAUCCACACCACAAGGCCAAUACCGAUUCCUACAAUGCUUCGCCAAAUGUCGACCCGAUGCCGUGUUUCCUUCCGAUCCCUUCGUGGACGCCGCGUUACCCUUUAUUGAUCCAAAGACCCAGGUUCUCACGGAUGAACCGAAGAUCCCUGCAUGCCAAUACUGCGGCGGCGAACUGACACUCUGUGUGCGUGGUGGGGACUAUUUCAAUUCUGCGCCAUUCCGUACGCAGGAGCAUAAGUGGAAGCAAUAUAUCGAAGAUGUUGCCAGCAAUCUGGAUGGUAGGAGGGCUGUUAUUCUUGAGCUGGGUGUAGGGCUCAAUACGCCGGCUGUGUUGAGGUGGCCGAAUGAGGAGCUGGUGGAGGACUCUUUGAAUCCUGGUUUUCGACUUAUCAGGGCGGGAAUAGGGGCUUCUGGGUGUGCGCCUUGGGAUCUGGAGGAACGAGAUUUGGCUGUUGGAAUUGAAGGGGACUUGGGUUUGGUUGUGGAGGCAUUGGUGGGUUGA
Molecule: messenger RNA, 1701 nt
Organism: Aspergillus bombycis
Lineage: Eukaryota; Fungi; Ascomycota; Eurotiomycetes; Eurotiales; Aspergillaceae
Product: ganglioside induced differentiation associated protein
Exons: 1
Coding region: 1-1701 (566 amino acids)
Source: RefSeq, a predicted model, not a curated record